ACCUGUAUCCUCAUAUCCGGAAGUGUGUGCUAAUUUUCAACGUGACCAUACAUGAGCAGACAGAAGGGAAUGAUGUCUCUGUGUACCAAAAAAAGAAAGUUAGAUAAAAAUGUUCAGGAUAAUCUGUACUUCGACAGUUAUUCUGACGUUACAAUCCACGAGGAAAUGAUUGCAGACCAUGUACGGACAAACACGUAUAGGAUGGCCAUUCUGAGAAACAGCAGUGCAAUCGAAGGUAAAGUUGUAUUGGACGUUGGUGCAGGCACCGGUGUUCUUAGCAUUUUCUGCGCCCAAGCUGGGGCUAGAAAGGUGUAUGCUGUUGAAGCAAGUUCGAUUGCCGAUCAAGCUGUUAAAAUCGUAAAACUGAAUAAGAUGGAGGACAGGAUCGACAUCAUUAAAGGUACUCUGGAGACGAUCGAUCUGCCCGAGCAGGUGGAUGUGAUUGUUAGCGAGUGGAUGGGCUAUGCACUCCUUCACGAGUCCAUGCUGAAUUCUGUGCUUUUUGCUCGAGAUAAAUGGCUGAAAUCAGGCGGCCUUAUCCUCCCUAGCAAAGCAGAACUGUACAUCGCACCGAUGAAUGACCUUGUGGCCGACGACCGCCUGAACUUCUGGAGCACAGUCAAGAGUCAGUACGGCGUCGACAUGUCUUGCAUGACGGACUUUGCUAGGAAGUGCAUCAUAAACAAUGACAUUACAGUGAAUCCGGUGACCGUGGAGGACGUACUAUCACAUCAGUCUAAGUUCGCCGAGUUGGACUUGUACACGGUGACGGUGGAUCAGUUGAAAUCAGUUAGAGGCAGCUUUAGCUGCGACUGUUUCGGCUCGUCUACUGUGAACGCAUUCUGCGUGUGGUUCACGGUAACGUUCCCCGAUGGGGAAAAGCCAUUGGUCCUCUCCACGUCUCCAUUCAAACAGGAAACCCACUGGAAGCAAGCCGUUCUCUAUCUAGACGAGCCUGUGGAUGUUGAACAAGACACAAAGGUAGAGGGAGAGAUCAAUAUGUAUCCCUCUGCGGAGAGCUCCAGGCAUAUUUGCAUCCAUGUGGACUACUCAAUUGGACAGCUGAAAAUGCAGUCCAAGACCUUUUCCAUUCCUGAUGGAUAUUCAGACACACAGCCCUAGGCUAAUUGUAUUGUUUGCAAAUAUUCUCCAGGAGCAUCUGACUGCUUCCUAGGCCUGUUACUGAACAGAUUAUGCUUUUCCAUUUUUAAACGUACGGCAACAGCCGGAAGUGAAUAGGAAAUAAACGCAUCUUCUUUUGC
This is a messenger RNA of Clupea harengus (Atlantic herring), 1262 nucleotides long. It is a transcript of the gene prmt6, whose product is annotated as protein arginine methyltransferase 6. Gene Ontology annotation, molecular function: histone methyltransferase activity; protein-arginine N-methyltransferase activity. Lineage: Eukaryota; Metazoa; Chordata; Actinopteri; Clupeiformes; Clupeidae. Gene Ontology annotation, biological process: peptidyl-arginine methylation, to asymmetrical-dimethyl arginine; chromatin remodeling. The record is from RefSeq and is a predicted model, not a curated record.